AGAGAGAGAGAGAGAGAGAGAUGUUUGUGAGGGAGGCGGAAGGAAAGGGAGAGGCGCAGACUUUCACGUCGCACGUUCCCAUGUGAAACCAAGUCAAAGCUGUCCUUUAACUUGUUUCACGUAAACAACUUGACCUUUGGCUCUCCAGAUACUUGCUUGAACGAGGAAUUUCAGCCAUUAGAAUUUAAUGGCGUGCCCGCCUCACAUUAAUACCGAGCUUUGUUUCAGGGAUUUUUUGGCCCAUUGUCAUCCCAUUCAUCGUAUUACGCCGAAACCGAAAACCCAUUUUCAGGACCCAAUCGAGCACCGAACCCAUUUUCAAAUCCCCAAACAAAACCCUAAACCGCCACCUACAGGUGCAAACUCGAACCAAAUUGAGCGACCCAAGAAUCGAAGGGAAGCCGCGUUCGAGGUUUUUCGUCCAAAUCAUUCGAGGCUAUCAAGUUUUGAGCACGUCAAGUUUAGCUUUGAAGAAGGAAUAACAUCAAUAAAACUCGAGGGACGUGUCGAAGAACGUUGUGGGGUCUGAAAAGGGGAGAAAGAAGGAGAAGAAAAGUCUCCUAGAAGACUUUAUAAAGUUUGUGAAGUAGUUGCAAGUGGGGAUGAAGUUCCAGUAGCCCUGGUGCAGUGUUCAUGGACCUUGAGACUAAUCGUGCUGAUUCUUCCUCGAGGAGGCAUUCUUUUAAAUUUUCAAAUGCUAUAAAUUCAAUAAAUGAUGAUACGCAUGAUGUAAUGGAAAGUGGUAUUGAUUUGCCCAUUAUUCCUGGGGAUGAUUUGUCCACUGCUUCCCCUGUAUCACCAUCAACAUGGGAGAUUAUAUCUCCUCUUUCUACUGAGGCUAUCAUUCAAUGCGAUGACAAAAAACAAGAGACCAAGAAAGAGGUACCAUGGCUGAUGGAUUACAGUUUACACAUUAUGCAUCUUGCUUUUUUCGGCAUUCUUGGGGUUUUAACAAGGUAUAUACUGCAAAAACUGUUUGGCCCUGGAGUGAUUGGUCUCACAAGCAACGGAAGUGUUCUGUACCUUGAUCUUCCUUCUAAUAUGGUUGGCUCGUUCUUGAUGGGAUGGUUGGGCAUCGUUUUCAAAGGAGAUAUAUCCAGAGUUUCAGAAUAUCUAGCCAUUGGACUGACAACUGGUUACUUGGGAAGCCUUACAACUCUCAGUGGUUGGAAUCAAAGCAUGCUUAACCUCAGUGUUCAAGGCAAAUGGGCUUUCGCUGUGUUCGGGCUUCCAUUAGGCUUCAUUCUAGCUGAUUAUUCCAUAAGCUAUGGGGUCAGGACAGCUCAGGUCUUCCAAAGGUUCCUGGAAACUCAGCAUGUACUCCCCUCAAAUGGCCUUUUGAGCGCUGAACGCAGUUGGAAGAUGGACAAAUUCUGGCGCCGGUUUGCAGUUACGGUGGUGCUGCUAUUGACGCUGGGCUUGUUAUGGGGGAUCAGCGGAGCUUUGGAAAAGAGAGAGUUUCACAGUGGUAGCAGUGGAGCCCAGCUAUGGUUAGCAUGCCUUGUUGGACCUUUCGGUGUGUGGAUCAGGUGGUUCUUAGCCCGUCGACUCAAUGGACGUGGCUUAGGAAAAUCGGGCCUGUUGAAAUGGGUUCCUUUUGGGACUCUAGUUGCCAAUGUUUCUGCGGCUUGUGUCAUGGCAGCGCUUGCAACUCUGAAGAAAGCGGUGAAUACACAAACUUGUAAUACCGUAGCAACUGGCAUACAGUUUGGCCUGUUGGGUUGUCUAAGCACUGUUUCCACUUUCAUCGCUGAGGUUCACUUGCUGAGAGAGAGCGAACACCCUUGGAGAGGAGAUGCUUAUGCCCUAGUCACCAUUGUCGCGUCCUUUGGCUUGGGCACCUUGAUCUACUCGGUACCAGUUUGGACGCAGGGAUACAAUCAUUAGGAUGUCGAGUACAGUGCCUUUAGACUCUGGUGGGAUCAUGGAUUUUUGGCUGAGUUUUACCGAGGAAAAUCCGAAGGAGUAUUUACUUUCAUUGUGGAAAAAAAAUCACGUAUUUUGUAGAAUGAGAGCGUUUUGGCUAAAUAGUAGUAGCAAUUAUUUUGUGAACAGUUUAAAAGUGGAACAGUACCUCUUCAAAGAUGAAAAGCCACUAUUCACUCAUUAGCAAUUAUUUUAUCAAUUUUUUUUUUUUAACAAA
Messenger RNA from Rhododendron vialii, 2143 nucleotides. RefSeq lists its product as uncharacterized. NCBI's taxonomy places the organism in Eukaryota, Viridiplantae, Streptophyta, Magnoliopsida, Ericales, Ericaceae. Gene Ontology annotation, molecular function: fluoride transmembrane transporter activity. Gene Ontology annotation, biological process: fluoride transmembrane transport. The record is from RefSeq and is a predicted model, not a curated record. The transcript is spliced from 7 exons. The coding region runs from base 634 to 1887 and encodes 417 amino acids. Gene Ontology annotation, cellular component: membrane.